Rangifer tarandus platyrhynchus (Svalbard reindeer) is the source of this 270-nucleotide messenger RNA. The record is from the annotation of a GenBank genome assembly. NCBI's taxonomy places the organism in Eukaryota, Metazoa, Chordata, Mammalia, Artiodactyla, Cervidae.
GUUGUAAGAGGACACCACAAAGGGCAGCAACUUGGCAAAGUGGUCCAGGUUGACAGGAAGAAAUACGGCAUCUACACUGAACCAGUGCAGCGGGAGAAGGCUAAUGGCACAGCGGUCCAUGCGGGCAUUCCCCCCAGCAAGGUGGUUAUCACCAGACUAAAACUGGACGAAGACCGCAAAAAGAUCCUCGAACGUAAAGCCAAAUCUCGCCAAGUAGGAAAGGAAAAGGGCAAAUAUAAGGAAGAAACAAUUGAGAAGAUGCAGGAAUAA